AGUGAACACGUGGCAACUCUGUCUGCAACAGAGAGCAGAGAGAGACGAACACGAGAGAACGUGAAGAGAAGAAUCUCACCACUUCAUCAUCAUCAUCAUCAUCAUCAUCAUCAUCACCGAUUCAGAUUCAAAUCUUCUCGGAGGAACACUCUUCACACAACGCCAAAAGCUACAAACAAUGGCGGCGGAUCCAAACCCCAAGAAAUUCCCCGUCCUCUCCUACGUCUUAGCUCGUCUCCCUUCUUUCACCCCCACCAAAUCCUCUUCCUCCCCUCCCGCCUUCGAUGUCGAGCAACCACCACCACCGUCGAUCGAGAUCGUCACGCAGAUGCCUCACCUAGCCGAGCCUGGCGUCCUCGACUCCAUGACCAAAGCCAUCACGGACGUCGCCGAGACCCGAUCCGUCCUCCGAACCCUAGGGCCGAGACCCGACCACGAGGCCGUCGACAAGGCGCGCGCCAGGCUCUCGGAGAUCGAGGGGAUGCUGUCGGAGUCCUUCGAGGAGGUCACGCUGGACGAGGCGGCGGGGAAAGACGAGGAGAAGAGGCGGGAGAUGGAUCAGGAGAAGACGUGGUGCGAGUCGAUUCUGAAGCUGGACGAGGUUCACGGAUCUUACGAGAAGAUGUUGAGUGAUGCGGAGGAGAGGCUGGUGAGGAUUUAUGAGUUCGCGGAGAAGAAGAAGAAGGCGGAGGAAGGUGAAGGUGAGGGUAGUGGGGUUGCUACGGAGGAGGAGGUUAAUGAGGAGGUUGUGGGGAUAUUGCAGGAGGCGAUGGGUAAUCCGGUGGAGAGAGUUGAUUUGUCUGGGAGGAAGCUGAGUUUGCUCCCCGAGGCGUUUGGGAGGAUUCAAGGGUUACUUGUUCUUAAUCUCUCCAACAAUCUGCUCCAGGGUAUUCCUGAUUCGAUAGCAGGAUUGCAUGGUCUUGUUGAAUUAGAUGUCUCCGGUAAUCUUCUGGAGACAUUACCAGAUUCUAUCGGUCUACUUUCAAACUUGAAGAUUCUGAAUGUCUCGACUAACAAGCUCACCGCCUUGCCUGAUUCCAUCUGCCGUUGCGGGUCGUUGGUUGUGUUGGACGCGAGCUUCAACCGUCUCACCUACUUACCAACCAACAUCGGAUUCGAACUAGUGAACCUAGAAAAGCUCAUGAUCCAAUACAACAAGAUCCGAUCCUUGCCUAGCAGUAUAGGCGAAAUGAGAUCCCUAAGUUACCUCGACGCCCACUUCAACGAACUGCACGGCCUACCUGACUCUUUCGUCUUGCUCACAAACCUAGAGUACUUAAACCUAAGCAGUAACUUCAGCGACCUCAAGGAUCUCCCUUCCUCAUUCGGCGACCUCAUAAGCCUCCAGAAACUGGACUUGAGUAACAACCAAAUCCACUCCCUCCCAGACACUUUCGGCACUCUCGAGAGCCUGGUGGAACUGAACGUGGACCAGAAUCCGCUCGUGGUCCCACCAUUGGAAGUGGUGAAGGAAGGUGUGGAGGCUGUGAAGAUGUAUAUGGGUAAGAGAAGGAUCACUAUGUUGGAAGAAGAAGAGAGGAGGAGAUUGGAGGAGGAGAUGGAGCAGGCGAACGCAGGGUGGAUCACACGAACCACCUCGAAGCUGAAAUCUUAUGUCUCAGAUGUUUCUGAGUAUCUCAAUCCGACUUCUCCCCGAGACCCUUACCUUGAGAGAGAACUAUGAAUGUGACUUUGGCUUUGAAAAAACGAUUCUGCUCUCCUUUUGGCUGGUUUUGUCUCAUUAUCUCUCUUUUCAGUCAGUAUAUAAUGAAGGGUUCUCUCUUCGUUACGUUUGUGAUUCUUCUGGCAGGUUAUACCUGUCAUUUAACUUGGGUUCAUUCUUAAGAUGAACCUUCUUGGAUUUUGCCGGUUUUUAAAGAAAAAACAAAUGUUUUAUGGGUUAAUAAAAGCUCAAAGGAGUUUAACUGA
Molecule: messenger RNA, 1929 nt
Organism: Raphanus sativus (radish)
Lineage: Eukaryota; Viridiplantae; Streptophyta; Magnoliopsida; Brassicales; Brassicaceae
Product: plant intracellular Ras-group-related LRR protein 9-like
Exons: 3
Coding region: 179-1684 (501 amino acids)
Molecular function (GO): protein binding
Source: RefSeq, a predicted model, not a curated record